Molecule: messenger RNA, 1815 nt
Organism: Wallemia mellicola CBS 633.66
Lineage: Eukaryota; Fungi; Basidiomycota; Wallemiomycetes; Wallemiales; Wallemiaceae
Product: DUF1000-domain-containing protein
Exons: 5
Coding region: 983-1660 (225 amino acids)
Cellular component (GO): nucleus
Source: RefSeq, a predicted model, not a curated record
GCACUUCAAAUAGUGUCAACACAUGCGAUAACAUAAUUGCAUGAAAUGACAUUAUAUAUCUCAAAUAUUUACAUUUACUUUGUUACAUCCUUAAUCGCAAUCGACUGGACAUGGUGCAACAUGAUGUCCAGCUUCUAAUCCAUCCAAACGAGCCAUUUGAUCGGUACUGAGCUCGAAAUUGAAUAUGUCAGCAUUGCUCUUUUGUCUCUCAGGGUUGUCAGAUUUUGGAAGAGUGACGAAACCGCGCUGAAUAGACCAUCUAAUAAGUACUUGUGCCCAGUUUUUGUUAGUCUCUUCAGAUAUCUUUACGAUAGUAGGGUCAUCCUUCUUCUGUCCGCGAAUGAUAGGACAGUAUGCUUCCAAGAUGAUAUCAUUCUUCUGACAAUACUCAACAAUAGCGCGCUGCUGAUGGAAUGGAUGAAGCUCAAUCUGGUUGACGCUUACAGGCACACUUGCAUAUUUCUUAAGUUCUUCGAUGUGUUUUACACCAUAGUUUGAGACACCGAUAGACUUUGCACGUCCUUCCUUUGCUAGACGCUCGAGAGCCUGCCAGAGGCUCUUACGAUCAGUUGCACCAUUGGCUUGACGUGGAGAGUGUAUCAAGAACAGAUCUACAUAUCCGAGACCAAUUUUUUCGAUUGACUCCAAACACCUCUUGUAGUUCGCAUCAACGUCACCAGCAGAUUCCAUGACCUUUGUUGUGACAAACACGUCCCCAGCUUGUUUUCCUGCUUCACGGAUAGCUUCUCCGACCUGAACUUCGUUGGCAUAGUAUUGAGCUGUAUCGACGCCAAUGUAUCCGGCUGAUCAUGUCAGAAGUGCUAUAUGCCAUGCAUAUCAUUCCCACCUUUGAGAGCUGAAGUGACAGUGUUCUUUGCAACAUCAGAUGAACUCUUAUAGACACCUAGUUGAAAUGCAGGUAUCUCAUGUCCUGAUGCAAGUCUGUAUGUUGAGCUGAUGUUGUUAACUGAUGGCAUGAUGGAUGUUCAGAUUGAAAAAACAUUACGUAAGUUCUUUUUACUUUUCAAUGACGUGUAGCGACAGUUGCAGUGAUCCAAACCAUACACACGAUCCACACCCUUCAAGCGGCGUAGAUCAUGAUUUCCUUUACCAAGUUAUCGACAAACCAAAUGUCACAGCGCUUAAUAUCGACGAAGACGAGGGUGCCACAGGAAAAGACGUCAUAAAGGAAUGGAUUGAUAAAGAUGACACCACGCUAUUCAUACAAAGUGACGCUGAUGAACAGCUUUUACUUAGGAUUCCAUUUACCGCGAGUGUUAAACUAAAGUCUAUACUAUUCAAAGCUGGGCCAGGAGAGAGUGCACCUUCUAAGGUGAAGAUAUACGCCAACCAAUUCCUCGAUUUUGGUGAUCUAGAUAGUGAUCCUGCAGCCACUCAAGAAAUUGAGCUCGUUCAAUCUUCUGAGUGUAUAGAGUAUCCAAUUAAAAUAUCAAAAUUCAACUCAGUAAAGAAUCUGACGCUCUUCUUCCCUGAGAACUUUGGAGAUGAUACGUCACGUCUUUACUUCGUGGGUUUCAAAGGCAGCUGGACGGAGUUGCGUGCUGAUCCAGUCAUAACAACAUAUGAGGCAUUUGCUAAUCCAGCAGAUCACAAGAAAAUACCUGGAACAGAUGCUGGAAUGAACAGCCUUGGUAGCUAGCGGGAUAGCGAGUAACUUGCUUAUUUAUUCUUAUGCACCGUCAUUUCGUCAUUAGAUAACAGAAUCUAAGGUUAGAUGAGCUUCCACAUAGAUCGCCACAAAAUUACAUUCUAUAUAUUUAUUCAUUUGUUUAUUUAUACAUUUAGAGAUACUAC